Scophthalmus maximus (turbot) is the source of this 2505-nucleotide messenger RNA. RefSeq names its product bone morphogenetic protein 15 (gene bmp15). The transcript is spliced from 2 exons. Gene Ontology annotation, biological process: BMP signaling pathway; SMAD protein signal transduction. The coding region runs from base 156 to 1487 and encodes 443 amino acids. Gene Ontology annotation, cellular component: extracellular region. NCBI's taxonomy places the organism in Eukaryota, Metazoa, Chordata, Actinopteri, Pleuronectiformes, Scophthalmidae. Gene Ontology annotation, molecular function: cytokine activity; growth factor activity. The record is from RefSeq and is a predicted model, not a curated record.
UUCAGGCAGUGUGAUUGUGGCGUCAGAGGACAUGUCCGGUGACCAUGUGCACGUGCAGUGACUCGCGCUGAGGAGACGCUUCCCCGGUCCCGUCCCGUCGGUGGAGCUCGCAGCUCAAAAGAACAGGGUUUUUUGUUUUUUUUAAAUUUGGCACCAUGGGGACGUCCCGCACCGGGCGCGGCCUCCUGCGGCUCCGCGUCCUCUCCUGCCUCGCCGUCCUCCUGCUCUACUCCACCGGCGCCGGCGUCGCGGCGUCGCGCCGCGGCCUCCACCCGAGCUCCAGGCACACGGGCGCGCACCACCGGCCGCUCACGGACGAGCAGCGGGCGGACCAGAACGUGCAGUUCAUGCUCAGCCUGUACCGGAGCGCGGCCGAGCCGGACGGCAGGCCCAAGCAGCACCGGAAGUUCGGCUCCAACACGGUGCGCCUGCUGCGGCCGUCGGUGUCGUCGGUGCUCUACUUACCGGCGUCCGGAGGUGAAGGAGCCGACCACCACUACACCUUCACGGUGCAGUACGACCUCGACACUCUCCAGUCGGAGCAGCUGAUCAAAGCCUCCUUCAUCCACCUCCGCUCUCCGUGGCCCUCCACCUCCUCUUCCUCCAGCACGACCUCGAGCGGCGCCCAGGUCGCGGAGCCGCCGCGCUGCCGCGCUCAGAUCGCCCCGCUGGGCCCCGAGAGCCUCGUCACCCUGGAGCCCCACGAGCGCUGGACGGAGACGGACAUCACGGCUCACGUCGCGGGCCACGUCCUGCAGAGGAAGGGCCAGGGCGCGGGGGGACACCUGACGCUCACCGCCCAGUACUGGUGCACGGAGCCCGGGCUCGCCGAGGAGGAGGAGGAGGAGGAGGGCGUCGGCGGCCUCUGGUGGCGGUGGUGGAGUCGUCUCAGAGGGCGCCAGCGGGAGGAGGCGGCGGCGGCGGCUCACCUGGAAGUCCCGUCUCUUCUUCUGUACCUGGAGGACGUGCGGCAGGGGAAGGACUGGAUGGGGGAGCUGUUGGGGGCCGAGGGAAGGGACGCCAUGAGACAGAUAGAGCGGUGGCAUCCGUCGCUUCGCCGGCGCCGCCGCUCCAAAGACUCCUCCUCCUUGUCCACCUCCCCCUCGUCCACCUCCCCCUCCGCCGCCUCCAUCGUCUCCAACAUCCCCAACUACAAGCGCAAGACCGGCGCGCCGAAGAACCGCUGCAAGCUGCACUCGUUCCGCCUGUCGUUCGACGAGCUGGGCUGGGGCCACUACAUCGCGCCGCCGGUGUACAACCCGCGCUUCUGCCAGGGCGACUGCCCCAACGUGCUGCACUACGGCUACAACUCGCCCAACCACGCCAUCAUCCAGAAGAUCAUCAACGACCUGGGCAUCGGCGACGUGCCGCCGCUGUCCUGCGUGCCCAACAAGUACAUGCCCAUGAGCGUGCUGUUCAUGGACAAGAACAUCGUGGACUACAUCGAGCUGGACGACAUGGUGGCCGAGUCGUGCACGUGCCGCUGACGGGACGGCAGAGAGAGGGAGAGAGAGGGAGAGAGAGGGAGAGAGGGAGAGAGAGAGAGGGAGAGAGAGAGAGAGAGAGAGAGAGAGAGAGAGAAACACGAGACUUAAAAAAAAAUUUAAAAAAGGGAGGCGGACGUGUUCGAUCUGAACCACCAUGAGCUCGGGACUCCGAAGUAGGAAGUGGUCGUGGUUUCAGAUCUUCUCCUCCGUCCCUGUGAAAGCACUUUAAAAAAAAAAAGAAAAAAAAAGAACACAUGAGCAGACGGGAGAGAAGAAUUCCCGACUUUGGGAUUUGGUGAAACGUGCCAGUCGCUCAACGCCCGUCACUGUCAAGUUGUUUUUUCUACUGAGGUUGUAGCUGAUUUCCUUUUUUCUUUCUCUUUUUGUUUUCUUUCCUGGAAGCCUUUUAAGACACUUGAGAGAAACUUUAAAUGGAUUUGAGUUGAAAUUAUCACAAAUUAAACUUCUGCAAAUGACCAUCUUUUUAAGAAAACUUUAGGAAUGAAAACCCCCACAAACUACAGUCAAAUAUUGAAUGAAUGUUUUCUUUCUUGUGCCUCUGUCAGUAUAUUCUGUCUCUUUCUUUCUUCCUUUUCCUGUGUCGUUCGUCGUCUUCGUCUUCUUUUUUUAGAAACCUGGUCAGAUUCAUUUCUGGGCCAAACAGAAAAGAAAAAAAAAGAAACUCUUCUGGAUGUUGUCGCUCUGAGGCCACGAGGUCAAACCAGUGUUUUAUUGGACGAGGGGUCGACCGUGUUGUGAACUUGUGUAGAGUCAUUGUGAUGUCAGUAUUAUUAUCAUUUUUUUGCCGUUUACAGUCGCAACUUAUCACAUUUUGUACGUAUUUAUAACAGGAGGGGGUUUUGGAAUAAAAGAAACUGAACAAAAUGAAUUUCAUGAGGUGUAGCGGCGCGGGGAUGUUACAGGAGGAAACCAAACUGUUGUCGUGGAGAAGAAUGCAGAUUUUUAUUACAAAUGAAAAUGAAUAAUAAAAUAAAAUGCAUGUUUUCUAAAGCCUAAA